Molecule: messenger RNA, 1311 nt
Organism: Apodemus sylvaticus (European woodmouse)
Lineage: Eukaryota; Metazoa; Chordata; Mammalia; Rodentia; Muridae
Gene: Slc25a34
Product: solute carrier family 25 member 34
Exons: 5
Coding region: 241-1197 (318 amino acids)
Source: RefSeq, a predicted model, not a curated record
CCCAGGGCCCAGGCCCGCCCUGGCCGGCAGCAGCUGGGAUUGGUCUGAGCCAGAGGAGGUGUGCCCAGAUUCCCAGAGCCCUGGGAUGAACAAGCAGGUGCAGUUCCAGGACAACCGGGGGCCUCUAGCCAGGGGUGGGGUCUCUGUCCUCUAGCCAUGGCGCUGGCUCCUUUUGAGCCCCAGCCCUGUGGCCAUGCAAGGGUGCAGACUGCCUAGACACCACCACCUAUAGCCCGUGCCAUGGUGGUGGCCCGGGCACAGAUGGCUCCUGCCAUGGAUGCGAGGGAGAUGGUGUCCCCGGCUGUGGACCUGGUGCUGGGUGCCUCAGCCUGCUGCCUGGCCUGUGUGUUCACCAACCCCCUGGAAGUGGUAAAGACUCGUCUACAACUACAGGGGGAACUGCAGGCCCCAGGCACCUACCCACGGCCCUACCGGGGCUUUGUGUCUUCUGUCGCCGCCGUUGCCCGGGCGGAUGGUCUGUGGGGCCUGCAGAAGGGGCUGGCCGCUGGCCUUCUCUACCAGGGCCUCAUGAAUGGUGCCCGUUUCUACUGCUAUAGCCUGGCGUGCCAGGCUGGCCUCACCCAGCAACCAGGUGGCACGGUGGUCGCGGGUGCUGUGGCUGGGGCAUUGGGAGCCUUCGUGGGGAGUCCUGCUUACCUGGUCAAGACACAGUUGCAGGCCCAGACGGUGGCUGCAGUGGCGGUGGGGCACCAGCACCAGCAUCAGGGUGUCCUGAGUGCCCUGGAGACCAUCUGGCGCCAACAGGGCAUGCUGGGGCUGUGGCGGGGCGUGAGUGGGGCUGUCCCCCGAGUCACAGUGGGUUCAGCUGCCCAGCUGACCACCUUUACCUCUGCCAAGGCCUGGGUACAGGACCGACAGUGGUGUUUGGAGGACAGCUGGCUGGUGACCCUGGCUGGAGGCAUGAUCAGCAGUGUAGCCGUGGUUGCAGUCAUGACUCCCUUCGACGUGGUCAGCACUCGGCUGUACAAUCAGCCGGUGGACGGAGCUGGCAGGGGCCAGCUGUACAGGGGCCUCGCUGACUGCCUGGUGAAGACCUGUCAACAGGAGGGACCCCUGGCACUCUACAAGGGCCUAGGCCCUGCCUAUCUGCGCUUGGGUCCCCACACCAUCCUUAGCAUGUUUUUCUGGGACGAGCUUCGGAAACUGGCUGCGAGGGCCCAGCGCCAGGGCACCUAGACUCAUGCCUCAUGCCACCACCAAGCCUGGCAUCUGGUAGAAGGGAUGGCUGCUUCAGUAAGACUGGCUGCCCGGAGCUAGCUUGAGUCAGGCCCUGCCACAGGUCAGGUGGAG